Messenger RNA from Haliotis rubra (blacklip abalone), 2045 nucleotides. RefSeq lists its product as uncharacterized. Lineage: Eukaryota; Metazoa; Mollusca; Gastropoda; Lepetellida; Haliotidae. Gene Ontology annotation, molecular function: microtubule plus-end binding. Gene Ontology annotation, cellular component: cytoplasm; microtubule plus-end; nucleus. Bases 78 to 809 code for a protein of 243 amino acids. The record is from RefSeq and is a predicted model, not a curated record. The transcript is spliced from 5 exons. Gene Ontology annotation, biological process: cytoplasmic microtubule organization.
CAUGGCCGUUAGCAUGCAAGGUGCUCGCUUGUAGCGCGAGGAAUUGAACGUUACUUGCACAAAGAACAACAAGUGCCAUGGUGCUGUAUAUUAAUAUAAACGUUGGUCAGAGGGUCGAAGUUUUAAUAGGCGGGGGGAUAUAUCGCGGAACUAUUCAGUAUAAAGGAUGCAUCAUCACGAAAAAUGGAGAAUGGGUGGGGGUUGCACUUGAUGAUCCAGUUGGUGACAACUGUGGAAUGAUUUUAGGACGAAGAUAUUUUCAGUGUCGUGACAAGUAUGGAAUAUUUGUCAGAGCCAGCAAGAUCAGGUUUAUCUCAAGUGGGAGAAGGUUAUUUAACAAAUACCAUCGUGUCAUAGACGACGAUGCCGUGGAAGAGAAUCUGUUCCAUACUGAAAAGCCGGCAGUCACCAAUGGUCCAUAUGACCCAGUACGGAUGUCCUCGGAAGACUUUAGCCGAGUCAGGAGCUCCCUAGGCUUUUCCCUAGAUCAAAUAUUUCCUCACUGCCCAACACGAAGACACCACAAUCUAAGCCAUGCAGUAGGAAACAAGAUCCCGGCCAUCACGAUGCUCCGACCUUCUACAAGCAUGGCCUCGUUCCGCUACCACACCCAGCCCAUACACACCUCGUACAGUAUAGAGAACGACUUCAUCCCAAGUCCAUCCAUUCCGAAGACCCACAUGCCGUACACGGCACUACGGAGACAGGUUCGUCGAGGAUGGGACAACGCACACUAUGUACGAGAAAUGAGUGUCCCAUCUGGUAGAGAAAGGAUGAAAAUGUCACAAUGGAACGACAUCUCAGAAUAGUUAAUGUAUGAUUAUCAUCACUUUUGUUAUGGCUGUGAUUGAGAGGACCUACAUGCAGGGUGCGAUUUCAUGUUUUUUUGAGAACCUGCAACGAGUGCAAACUUGCUUAUAGAUUUGGCUGCACCAUCAAACUGUAGGUUGCACCAGAAAAUAAUGUCACUGGUUCUAAAAAGUAACAUUUGUUUAGCAAUUUCACAACAAGUACUCAGUAUCAGAUACGUUCAACAGAACCUGACCCCAUGAUGCUAAUGAUGAAUGAUUCUGUUUCAGUUUUGCAUUAUUUACAAAUCUCAAUUAUAUGAUUACUUCUACGUCACUGAUUUAUGAGUACACAAGUCUUUCUGCUUGUAACAAGUCACGCAGAGGCAGAGUGAAUGGUAUUACUUCCAGUCACUUAUUUCCCAAUUAAAACACACAAUGACAGCUAUCAGAUGCUGGAAGAUUAUUUUUACCUGUACCAGGUGCAACCUGUUACUGAAGGUAACCAGUGCACCAGCUAUUGUCAGCAUGCACAAGUGCAGGUUGUAAAUAGAGAAAUCGCACCUUCAUAUGUAUUCAUAUGUGUCUAACAAAUAUCAAGACAAAUGAACAUACUGAUAAACAACAGUACCUCAAAGACAAGACACAUACUACUGGUAAUGUCUUAUUAAUUUUUUUGCCAUAUUUUGUGAUAAAGACUUUUUUCAAGUGCCAUUAUUGAAAAUAUAAAAAUUGUAAUAUUUUGGCAGAAAUUGUCCAUAUUUCCAAGGCUUAAUACUUGUAUUGUUAUCAAUAUUACCAAUUCAUACAUAUAUCAUUAGAUAUAUCCUGAUGCUUUGUUUUUGAAUCUGUCAACGAAGAUCCUAUUAACUGUAUUUUUAAAAAGCAUUAGUGUUUUUAAAAAGCUGAUUUGUUUGAAAACACGGAAUCCUUUUCAACAUUUAUUAUUAAAGAAGCAUUAGUGUUUUUUAAGAAGCUGAUUUGUUUGAAAAGUCGAAGUCUUAUUCAACAUAUAUUAGUGGCCGAUGUGCUAGAAGGGUGUUUAUUGAGCACCUCAGUUACCAUCAGUACUGAAGUAUAAGACAAAAUAUUAUGGAUGUCAACUUCUUUAUUGUACAUGUAUACACAAUGUUUCUGGGCUUUUCCUUGCCCCUUCAUCUGAUGAAUGAUGAUUUAUGUAUACAAUAAGGAUGAGUGAGUGAGUGAGUUAAAAUUUGAAGUCACAUUGGCAAUAUUCCAGCCAUAUCGUGACUAAAC